AUGCCCUCUAAGAAGAACAGAGGAAAAAGAGGAGGAAACAGGACCCAACCCCAACCCGAGCCCCACGCUCACCCCAACCCCGACCCCUACCCUGCCCCCCGCAAAAUUCCCCUCCUCGAGGCCCGCGACAGCCUCAUCGACCGCCUCCGCCUCCACCUCGAGCAGCACAACCACCCCGGCAUCGUCGGCGCCGGCCCGCCCCCGCUCCAGCACGCGCUGUGCAUCAGCUGCAUCGGCGGCGCCGAAGCCCGCGCCUGCCUCGACCUCAUCCAGGUCUUCGCCUACGCCCAGACCCCGACCCAGCCGGACGACACCGGCAGCGCCGCCCUCAAGCCCGGCGACCACUGCCUCGGCCUGUGGCACACGCCCGCCCACCACCGCAAGUUCCUGCUGGAGCACGGGGCGUCGCUGUUCCCGGCGGGGUGGCUGACGCGGCCGUCGAUCUCGCGCGGCGGCGGGUGGUUCGUGGUGGAUGGGCAUCGGCUCUGCGUGGAGGUGAUGGAGGCGGUGAUCAUGCCGUUCGAGAGGGGCCGGUAUGCGGCCGUCCGGCUGGACGUGCCGAGGGAGAUGGAGCAGUGGGGGCUCGGGGUUUGGGGCGGCGGCGGCGGUGAUGGUGGGGUUGGUGAGGGUUGUGAGGAGGGGGCUCUGCGGGCUUGGGCUUGUCUUUGA
Messenger RNA from Aspergillus fijiensis CBS 313.89, 669 nucleotides. RefSeq lists its product as uncharacterized. The record is from RefSeq and is a predicted model, not a curated record. NCBI's taxonomy places the organism in Eukaryota, Fungi, Ascomycota, Eurotiomycetes, Eurotiales, Aspergillaceae. The coding region runs from base 1 to 669 and encodes 222 amino acids. The transcript has a single exon.